AUGGCUUCCGCCAGAUCCGAGCGCGCGCCACCAGCGGACCCGGCAUGGAAAGCCGCCUUCCUGACCACCAAAUUCAAGGCCUACCAACAGGCAAACAUCCAUGAAAAAGCCCUCCUCGCCGCCCUCGACUACGCCGCGACAUGCCACAUCAACGAGCGAGAAGAGUACAACCUCGCCGCCGCGGAAGCCAAGCGCAUGGGAAUGACCGCUGGAGUCCACUUUUCACAAUCCAAGGACAGCCAGCGCAGCCUUGUGGACGUUGGAGAGAGAAGUCUGUGGGAGGAACACGACGAGGCGGAGAAGCGCAGUCGCCUUGUGAUGAUCAUGCGGGACGUUUGUCGCAUUGAGGAGGCUCGGAAGGAAGUUCGUCGUGUAAUGGAGGAGACGAGGGCAAGCUGGGAGAGACAGGCCCAGCAGGGUGACGGUUUUGGGGGUAUGGCGGAGAGGCAGAGGAAGGCGGCGAGGGAUUGUUGUGCUUUGCAGUGA
Ramularia collo-cygni is the source of this 486-nucleotide messenger RNA. RefSeq lists its product as uncharacterized. The coding region runs from base 1 to 486 and encodes 161 amino acids. The transcript has a single exon. The record is from RefSeq and is a predicted model, not a curated record. Lineage: Eukaryota; Fungi; Ascomycota; Dothideomycetes; Mycosphaerellales; Mycosphaerellaceae.